AUGGCUACCAUCACAGAGACAUAUCCCACAACUGUCUCCACCAAAGCGGUUGACCUGACCAAAUUUCCCGAUGGUAUUAAAACUUCAGGUCAACAUCCUCCUGUCUACUCCCAAGUACGCCCUUACUCGGACUUCCCGAAGCACAUUGAAGGGCCUACUGUAUGGAAGGCCGAGGACUACACCCAAGCCCCGGAGAAGUGGACGCAUCAGUUCACCGAUGACGAGAUCCAAGAAAUCAGCGACGCAUCAGAUAAGUUUAUUCAAGACAAAACACCUCUUGAGGGUAUUUCCAAGAGCAACUUCCCUCUCCCUAAGCUUUCAAAGCGACUUGAGGAGCUCCGAAAAGUUUUGAUUGAUGGAACCGGCUUCUGGCUGUUCAAGGGAGUCCCCGUCAAUGAAUGGGACCUCCAAAAGUGUGCCACGGCAUACAUGGGUCUUGGAACCUAUAUUGGGUACUUCACUAGCCAGAAUGGUCGUGGCCAUGUCCUUGGACACGUCAAGGAUCUCGGCGAAGACCCGACCAAGACCGAACGAGUCCGUAUCUACCGCACUAAUGCUCGUCAGUACUUUCACACCGAUGGAUCUGAUAUCGUCGGUCUUCUCUGCAUUGCUAAAUCUAAAAUCGGUGGUGAAUCCGACAUUGCAUCGACACACCAUGUUUUCAACGUUCUUCAAGAAAGACACCCUGAGGUGAUCGAGACCAUGGUCACCCCAAAUUGGUAUUUCGACCGUAAGGGCGAGGUCUCCGAAGGCGAGGAGGAAUGGAUCCGAGGAUCUAUCCUCUACUUAGAGAACGAGCGCGCCGGCGCCAAUCCCCGUAUUUACGCCAAAUUCGAUCCGAACAACCUGACCUCACUGUCACGGUUCAACUCUGGACCGGAUGCCAAAAUUCCCCCUCUGUCCGAUAAGCAAAAGUUUGCUCUAAAGACAUGGGAUGAGACCUGUGCCGAACUAGCUCUUCACAUGGUGCUGUCACCCGGUGAUAUCCAGUUUGUCAGCAACUCUCAUGUCUUCCAUGCGCGCACUGCCUACGAGGACCACCCUCCUGGUGCUGUUGAUGAGAACGGCCGUCUGAUCCGCGCACGCCACUUGAUGAGACUUUGGCUCUCUGCACCUGAGUCUGAAGGUGGUUGGAAGCUUCCUUACCACGACACGCUUGAGAAGAAGCGUGGUGGUAUCCAGGUUAAUGACCAGCCACCUUACUGUCCCUUGGAUGCUGAGUAA
This is a messenger RNA of Penicillium odoratum, 1224 nucleotides long. Its product is annotated as TauD/TfdA family dioxygenase. The record is from RefSeq and is a predicted model, not a curated record. Gene Ontology annotation, molecular function: oxidoreductase activity. The coding region runs from base 1 to 1224 and encodes 407 amino acids. Lineage: Eukaryota; Fungi; Ascomycota; Eurotiomycetes; Eurotiales; Aspergillaceae. The transcript has 3 exons.